This is a messenger RNA of Rotaria sordida, 648 nucleotides long. The record is from the annotation of a GenBank genome assembly. NCBI's taxonomy places the organism in Eukaryota, Metazoa, Rotifera, Eurotatoria, Philodinida, Philodinidae.
AUGUCUUCUUGGGUUAAAUCGCCUCCACCUCGUUUCGCUGGCCAUCAUCCUCAUUAUUCUCAACAUCAUCAUACAACUUCGAGUGGUCAAACAUCUAAUUCACUUAAUUCAUCUAUUGUACCUGUUCAACCUGGUGAAAUCGGUUUUGAUGGAAAAAUGUUACGUAAAGCAAUGGCUCGUAAAACAGUCGAUUAUAAUCCAUCAAUUAUACGUCAUCUUGAAAAUUCGAUUUGGCAACGAAAUUUAACUGAUGGACGUUCAUUACAACCUGAUGUUCUUUAUAUUCCACAUCUUGUUCCACCUCAUGCUCUUCUAUCAAAUCCAGUAAAUUGUGUAAUGACAAAAUUUAUUCGACCAGCAACAAAUAAAGUUCGAUGUCCAAUUUUUUGUGUUUGUUGGACACCCGAUGGUCGUCGUUUGAUAACAGGUGCAUCUAGUGGAGAAUUUACAUUGUGGAAUGGAUUAACAUUUAAUUUUGAAACUAUCUUACAAGCACAUGAUUCAGCUGUACGUGCAAUGAUUUGGUCGAAUAAUGAACAAUGGAUGUUAACUGGUGAUCAUAAUGGUUUUGUUAAAUAUUGGCAAUCAAAUAUGAAUAAUGUUAAAGUAUAUCAAGCACAUAAUGAUCCAGUUAGAGGGUUAACGUAA